This is a messenger RNA of Brassica rapa (field mustard), 3117 nucleotides long. RefSeq names its product UDP-glycosyltransferase 74F2. NCBI's taxonomy places the organism in Eukaryota, Viridiplantae, Streptophyta, Magnoliopsida, Brassicales, Brassicaceae. Gene Ontology annotation, biological process: benzoate metabolic process; salicylic acid metabolic process. The record is from RefSeq and is a predicted model, not a curated record. Gene Ontology annotation, molecular function: quercetin 3-O-glucosyltransferase activity; quercetin 7-O-glucosyltransferase activity.
UUGUGAUGGUUCAAAAGCAAUUAGAGGUGCGUCUUUGAUUGCUAAGGUUGAUGAGCGAUUGAAUCGUAUGUUGCGGUUAGUCAUCCUUGGAUUUUUGGUAAGUAAAAGUUACAAUAGAUUAAAGAGAGUAAUCAGUCACCUUUUUAUUGGCUAACAAAUGGACCUUGUGAAAUAGGCAUUUUUCAAAAGCUUCCCACAUGGAUCAAACACCUUUGCAAACUUUCUUUCCCAUCAAAUUGAGAGUCACCGUUCACAAUUGAAAUGAUUGAGAAAAACAGUUAGCCUAAAGAAAAUAGUCACCUUUUAAAAGUCGUUUUGUUGGCUGAAACAAGAACCAUGUGAACAAUUUGCAAUUGCGUUGGAAAUUCUGUACAUAUACAAGGCUUUUUGAAGUUAUUUUUUUGGCUGACACAAGGAUCUUGUGAUCAAGGUGGUGUAAACUAUAUAAUAAAAACUUUAUCCAAAGAGAUUGUCUUUUUUUUUUUUGAAACACGUCCAAAGAGAUUGUCUCUGCUUCACUUGAAUUUAUAUCCCUUUUAGGUUACAUCAGUCAAACAAAACUUAACAAAUGGGCCAAUAUAAAUUUUAAUACACAGGCUUGACUUAAAAGUCCAGUUUCAGAAACUUAAUUGGCUAAAAGAUGGCGGAAAAAUAUAGUUUUGCGAAUGGGCCAUGAGUCUGUUGCUUGUCUUGACGGGUACAUGAACAAUGCCAUGGAGGAAAACCGAAGAGUACGUAAAUGGCCAGCUAAAGAACAAAUAUGGCUUUUAUCUGUGGAAACAAUGGUAAUAAUCUCUAAUGUAAUCGUACCUCAAUCAUCUUUAUCUAAAUUACUAACUUUCUUGCGGUGUACGUAUCUGGAAAUUUUGAUGUCUGCAUGGUACAGUUCUUCUUUACAUCAGCACAACAAACAAAACCUCGGCAGAUGUAACCUAGCUUUCUUGCUCAUGAGUUAGUUUGUGUUUUUUAUGAGAAAAAAUAACUCGUAGUCUUGUUUAAACUCUAUCAUUAAACUCAAUCAUUAAACUCAUUUAUUAAAUAAACCUCAUAUUCAUAAAAAAAUCGAGCUGAGCUGAAAUACUUCAUGAAUUAUAACUCAUUUUGACACUCUAAUUGUGUCGUGUAUUUGUAAUUAAUUAACCAAAAACUUUGUUUAACAUAGUAAAAUAUGAUGAUCUUAUUUUCUUUAUAAAAAUACAGCAAAUGCAGAAUAAAAUCUUCUCUAAAAUCAUUUUAUUCACACAUUUCCUUCUAUUGAGAAAGAACACAUUGUUUAACAUAGUAAAUAUUAUGGUCUUAUUUCCUUUAUAAAAAAUACACUGAACAUAUAAGCAAACGCAGAAUAAAAUCUUCUCUAAAAUCUUUUUAUUCACACAUUUCCUCUUAUUGUAAAAGAACACAGAUUGAUUUUCUUCUUAUUCCCAUUUUUGUUUUUAAAAAGCUAUCUCUUGUUCUGAUCACAAUGCUCUUAUCUAAUCAAGAACUUCAAAAAUCUAUAAACAUCCACAAUAUCUCCUAAGGCAUAUUCAUUCGGUUGAAGCAAAACAUUUUGAGAGAGAUGGAGAAAAGAGGACAUGUAUUGGCAGUGCCAUAUCCAGCGCAAGGACAUAUCACACCAAUCCACCAAUUCUGUAAACGACUCAACUCUAAAGGUCUCCAAACCACUCUUGCUCUUACCACUUUCAUCUUCAACUCCAUCAAACCUGACCCAUCUGGUCCAGUCUCCAUAGCCACCAUCUCCGAUGGCUACGACCAGGGUUUCGACUCGUCUGGAUCCAUCCAAGACUAUGUCCAAAGCUUCAAAACCUUUGGCUCUAAAACCAUUACAGACAUCAUCCGCAAACACGAAACAAGUGAUAACCCCAUCACUUGUAUCGUCUAUGAUUCUUUCUUGCCAUGGGCAUUCAACGUUGCCCGAGAGUUUGGUAUAGCUGCGGCUCCUUUCUUUACGCAGUCUUGUGCUGUUAACUAUGUUUACUAUCUUUCUUACAUAAGCAAUGAAAGCCUGAACCUUCCCAUUGAGGAGUUUCAUUUUCUUGAGCAUCAAGAUUUGCCUUCUUUUUUAUCUGCUCCUGAAUCUUACCCUGCUUACUUGGAGAUGGUGCUCCAACAGUUUACAAACUUUCAAAAGGCUGAUUUCGUACUCGUUAAUACCUUCCAAGAGUUGGAGCUUCAUGAGCAGGAGUUGUUGUCAAACGUUUGUCAUGUGUUGACAAUUGGUCCAACUGUUCCAUCGAUGUACUUAGACCAAAGGAUCAUUUCAGACACAAAUUAUGAUCUGAAUAUCUUUGAUUUGAAAGACGCUGCCUUCUGCACUAGCUGGCUGAACACAAGGCCACAAGGGUCAGUGGUGUAUGUAGCAUUUGGGAGCAUUGCUAAGCUUAACAAUGUGCAGAUGGAGGAACUUGCUUCAGCAGUAAGCAAAUUCAGCUUCCUGUGGGUUGUCAGAGAUUCAGAAGAGGAAAAACUGCCAUCAGGAUUUCUUGAGACACUGGAUAAAGACAAGAGCUUGGUCUUGAAAUGGAGUCCUCAGCUUGAAGUUCUGUCAAACAAAGCCAUCGGUUGUUUUUUGACUCAUUGUGGCUGGAAUUCAACUCUGGAGGCAUUAGCCAUUGGGGUUCCCAUGGUAGCUAUGCCUCAAUGGAUCGAUCAACCUAUGGAUGCAAAGUACAUACAAGAUGUGUGGAAGGCUGGAGUUCGUGUGAAGAUAGACAAUGAGAGCAGGAUUGCCAAGAGAGAGGAGAUUGAGUUUAGCAUUAAGGAAGUGAUGGAGGGAGAGAAGAGCAAGGAGAUGAAGGAGAAUGCGAAGAAAUGGAGAGACUUGGCUGUCAAGUCACUCAGUGAAGGAGGCUCUACAGAUAUUAACAUUGACACAUUUGUAUCAAAGGUUCAGAGCAAAUAAGUUAUCACAUGAAGUAGCAAAGAUUUCCUGCAGUGUUAAUUGACUCAAACUGCUCCACCUUUGAAUUUGGUGCGACGUGUUAGGAAGCAAACAUCUUUCAUUGUUCAUAUAGAUGUAGAAUUACCAGUUUGGUUUGUAGAGUCUAUUGUUUUUGGUUGAUGACAAAAAAAGAAAUAAAUAAACUUUAAAUUUUUUAUUAAUUAAGCAUAAAAAAU